Messenger RNA from Monoraphidium neglectum, 1233 nucleotides. RefSeq lists its product as hypothetical. Lineage: Eukaryota; Viridiplantae; Chlorophyta; Chlorophyceae; Sphaeropleales; Selenastraceae. The coding region runs from base 1 to 1233 and encodes 410 amino acids. The transcript has 4 exons. The record is from RefSeq and is a predicted model, not a curated record.
AUGCUGUCGAGGGGUUGCUUUGCAGCUUUGCUCUUUCCAAACGCAGCGGCUGCAGCCUGCAAGCAGGCGCUGUCGCAUGUCGGAGCGGUGCUUGGCGGGUGCACCGCUGCCGCGUCGACCAGCGCCCAGCCGUCGGCCAGCCGCUCUUUACCGGGCUUUGGGCGGCUGACUGCGGACCGCGGGCAUGCAGUUUGUGGCCCCAGCUCGAUACCACCGUCGGGGGCCGCCUUCAGCACAGCCGCCCUAGCGGGCGCGACAGAGGCUGGAGACGCGGCGCAUGCUGCCGCAAGCAUCGGGGCCCCCGCUGCCGACGCUGCCGGCGACGGCGGCGCCGCCAGCAGUGGCAGCAGCGGCGUGCCCAGCAGCGAAAGCGACGCCGCAGCGAGCAGCGCCGGCGACGGCGCCGCCGGCGGCGGCGGCGACGGCCCCGCCAGCAGCAGUGGGGACGGCGCGGCGCCCGAAGUCAUGGUUCCGCAGCCCGUGCCGCGCGCGCAUGUCGACGCGCCUAGAGGCGCCGCCGGCGCCGCCGCUGGCGCGCGCACGCCGUCCGAAGAGCGCACUAAGGCGGAGAUCGACCUCCAGCGGGCUGCCGGCGGGCGCGAGCUGCACGCGCUCAUCUCGGGCGCGCCCGAGCCGCUGGCGCCGGAGGCGCUGCGCAUAGCGCUCUCGCGCGCCGCGGUGCUGGUGCAGGCGAAGCAGCAGCAGUCGAAGGCGGCGCAGGGUGUUGGCGCGGUGGCAGAUGAGGAGGCGGUGUUGCUGAACGACGCCUUGAUUCGGCUGACGACGCGGCUGGUGCAGGUGCAUGGGGGGCUUGAUGUGCCCCAGCUGGCGGCCAUCCUGCACUCGUACGCCAAGCUGCAGCUGCUGCCCGGCACUGUGGAGUUCAUGGCGCAGCUGGUUGGCCGCCUCAAGGGCCGCAUCUCAUCCGGCGCGGGCGUCGACGGCAAGGUCCUAGCUAUGCUCGGCUGGAGCCUGGCGCGGCUCGGGUGCACCAACGAGACAGUGCUGGCCGAGCUCGCGCGCGCGGCGGAGCAGCACGCGGACGCCAUGACGGUGCCGCAGCUGCGGCAGCUGCUCUGGGCGGCCGCGACGCUGCCGCUGCACGACUGGCAGCUCAUCGCCACCCUCAGCCGCGCCGCGGCCCGCAGGGUGCGUGCGCGGCGGCCUCGGCUUGUGGUGCAGCAGCAGCGCCACAACGCCGGCUGCGGCUGGGUAUUCUACCGGCACGCCUGA